UCGAGCAGUUGUUAGCAGCACCAUUUUGUGAUGAAUGGGGCAUGGCAGAGGUUGAGGCUAGAUUCAAAAUAAGCUUGUUCAAAUACUGAGUUCUGUAGGGAUACCGUUUUGCUUUUAGUACUUAGGAAAAUAUUUUGGGGCAAGAGACAAUUGUAUCACGUUACGAAGGUCAUAUAGAGAAGUUUUGAGUGAGAAACUAGUCAGUAACUCGUUAGCUACGCCGCUAAAAGAUCUGCCCAGCCAACCAAAACGCUACUUCGUUGAGUUAUUGAAAGAAAAUACAGGAGACAUCCCACAUUCCAGUCUGAAGAAACAUGAGUGCCCCAUCUUCUCAAAUUGUCGUGCUGAAAAGCACCACCAAGGUGUCCCUGAAUGAGCGCUUCACAAACAUGAUGAAGAACAAGCAGCCGACUGUGAGUAGCAUCAGGGCCACCAUGCAGCAGCAGCACACGGCCAGUGCACGGAACCGGCAACUUGCCCAGCAGAUGGAGAACAGGCCCUCUGUGCAGGCUGCCCUGCAGCACAAACAGAGCCUAAAGCAGCGGCUCGGGAAAAGCAACAUCCAGGCCAGGUUGGGUCGGCCCAUUGGCUCGUUGAUGCGGGGAAGCACUGGAGGGCGGGGCUUCAUCGGAGGAUUGCGUGGACCUGGACGAGGACUGCGAGGAAGAGGCAGAGGCGGUGCUAUGAGAGGAGCACUCUCUCUCAGAGGUGCUGGUCCAAUGCGGGGCAGGGGUGGUCCUGGCCGUGUGGGUCUCCGGCGGGGUAUGCGUCAACGUGGAGGGUCUGCGGGACGAGGAGCUUUGAUUGGCAGAGGAGCAGCACGUGGAGCCGUUGGAGGAAGAGGCCGCGGUGGUCUGAGAGGUCGUGGAGGCUUUGCAGGAAGAGGUCGUGGACGUGGAAGAGGGAGAGGAGCAGGCCGUCCAAUCGUAACACGCGAGCAGUUGGACAACCAGCUUGAUGCUUACAUGUCUAAAACCAAGGGCCAUCUUGAUGCUGAGUUGGAUGCAUAUAUGGCCCAGGCAGAUUCUGAGAGCAUGGAGUAACCAUAACCAACCUUAGAAUAAUAGCAGGCUCCCCAAAGAUCUGCAGAUAAUAGACUGAUUGAAAAGUUACCCAUUCAGUACAAUUUCUUUUGGACUCUCUUGGACGGGCAUUCAAACUUGAAGUUUGUACAGCGUAAGAAAUCCAUCUCAUCCAUCUCGCCAGUCCUCACUUGCAUUGCCUAUGUGACUUAAUAUUGUACCAAUGUAAUGCCUCACCACAGUUGAUGAAUAUAAAAGACCAGUUCUUUUAGGGUAGUUUUGACUAGAUUUUCAUUGAGCUGUAAUUUUAGAUAUUGUUCUUGGUCUCUCUUGCCUUUUAGUAAAAUCGUGUACAGGCUCUUAAUUUUUGAGGAUGGGGUAUAAAGACACAAAGUUCUUAAAUUGACCUUAUGUACAAGAAACUGUGAACUUUAACCCCAGGACAAAUGAUCAGCUGGGGUUAAGAUGCUUUUCAUAGACAAACAGUUGUUCAUGACAUUUUAUUGUCAUUUUUUGUUUUAACAAAUAACUUUUAUUCAGUAUAUACAAGGUGUUGCCUUGCACGGUCUUAUAUUGGCACUUUUUUGCUAAAUGUCAUGAAAAUUAUAUUGUAACCAUUAAUAUUGUUUUGCUUUUGGCAAAUAAAAUCCUAGCCAUAAGA
This is a messenger RNA of Triplophysa rosa, 1683 nucleotides long. RefSeq names its product chromatin target of PRMT1a (gene chtopa). NCBI's taxonomy places the organism in Eukaryota, Metazoa, Chordata, Actinopteri, Cypriniformes, Nemacheilidae. The transcript has 6 exons. Bases 315 to 1043 code for a protein of 242 amino acids. The record is from RefSeq and is a predicted model, not a curated record.